Messenger RNA from Leucoraja erinaceus (little skate), 5814 nucleotides. Its product is annotated as mucin-2-like. The transcript is spliced from 2 exons. Bases 1 to 5814 code for a protein of 1937 amino acids. Lineage: Eukaryota; Metazoa; Chordata; Chondrichthyes; Rajiformes; Rajidae. The record is from RefSeq and is a predicted model, not a curated record.
AUGGCGUCACCACCCUUUCAACAGGACCUCAACAGUAUGGCGUCACCACUCCUUCAACAGGACCUCAACAGUAUGGCGUCACCACUCCUUCAACAGGACCUCAACAGUAUGGCGCCAACACCCUUUCAACAGGACCUCAACAGUAUGGCGUCACCACUCCUACAACUGGACCUCAACAGUAUGGCGCCACCACUCCUUUCAACAGGACCUCAACAGUAUGGCGUCACCACUCCUACAACUGGACCUCAACAGAAUGGCGCCAACAGUCCUUCAACUGGAUCUCAACUGUAUGACUUUCCCACUCCCUCAAGAGAACCUCAACAGUAUGACUUUGCCGGUCCCUCAAGAGGACCCCAACAACACGGCCUCCCCAACCUUUCAAGAGGACCCCAACAAUAUCUCUCGUCCAGCCCUUCGAACGGACCUGAGGAGCUUGGCUCACCUUCUCCCUUGAAAGGGCCUCAACAACAUGGCCUCCCCAUGGCGUCGCGAGGACCUAAAAAGCAUGGCUCCCCCUCCCCAUCGAAAAGAUCUCAGAAGCAUGGCUCCCCCACCCCAUCGAAGGGACCUCAAAAACAAGGCUCCCCCACCCCAUCGAUGGGGCCUCAAAAACGUACCUUCCCCGUCCCGACGAAAGGACCUCAGAAGCGUAGCCCGCCCAGCUCCACGAAAGCGCCUAAAAAGCACGGGCCCCCCAGCUCUUCCAAAAGCUCCAAGAAGCACGGGACUCAGGGCACGACCGUCCUCCAGCCCGAUUACACGGCGACCACCCAGAUCUCGUCCGGCAACGAGUCCUCGUUCCUCCUGACCAACGAGCCGCCCGCGGGCCAGAACCGGCAGGCCCCGAGGAAGAAGGGGAAGAGCAGCCACGGCCGGGCCCUGCUCCGAAACCUGGUCCUCCCCGCGGAGGACAUCGAGAAGCUGUACCUGAUCGAGGAGUCCGCGAGGAAGCAGCGGAUGUCCACCACCACCACCGAGCCCCGGCGGCUGAAGAUCAAGAUCCGGCACCAGCAGACGACGGAGGAACCGGCGAAGGAGGAGGAAGCCGACGACGAGAAGGAGGUGGAGGAGGCGGUGGAAGCGGAGCAGGCGGCGGCCGCAGAGGAGGAACCGUCCAGCCAGUCGGACAUCCCCGUGCUGGAGAACCUGAUGAAGAACCUGAACCAGCAGUUCUCCAAGCGGGUCCCGACCAAGGAGGACAUCGUCAACAUCCAGGACGCCAUCUCGCGGCUGAACGCGGUCCUGUCGCAGUCGCAGUCGGCCCCCGAGAACACCAGCCGCCACGCCGGCCUGUCCCAGGCCCCCCGGCCCAGCACGUGGAAGGAGAGCGCGGAGCCGCGGACCCCGGCGCCCAGGCUGAGGCUGAGGCCUAAGCAGCAGCUGAGUCCGGAGCUGGAGCUGGAGCCAGUGCCGGAGCUAAUGCUGCCCAGCAAGGCCCCAAACGCCCUGGGAGGGGCCCACUUCCUCCCCCAGGCCAUCUUCUACAGCCCGGAGAAGCCCGGCAAAAAGGCGGAGCCGCGAGAGGAGCCGCUGGGGGUUACCACCUACAGGAGCCCCCUGAGGGCCGAACGGCCGCUGAGCGAGAGGAAAGGGGCCCGGGAGGACAAGAAGGCCUCGGGCCCCCGCCAGGAGCUGCACCUGAGCGCGCCCGACGUCUUCCCCAAGAUAGACCAGCUGGAGCAGCUGCUGAAGAAGGCCAAGGUCAGGUUCUCCAAGGGGAGCCCCACCCCCGGCGACAUGCUCCACUUGAAGACCGCCAUGAACCACUUGGACGCCAUCGUGCCGGGCGACAACAACCUGUCGCGGUCGAAGAGAGCCGCCCACCACCGCCCGCCGUCCGUGCCCGGCUCUUCGGUUUCGCACUUCAUCCUCCCGUCCGAUGCCCGCGGCCCAAGCCCGGGCCCCUCCGCCAAACGCCGCACGAAGCCCCUCCACGCCUUCCCGCCCAACGCCCGCGAGCACCACAAGCCUUCGUCCUCCUCCUCCUCCUCCAACGGGAAGGCCUCGGCCCACCCCGGACCCCGCCACGGGGCCCCCCUCAGCGGAAGGCUCCCCGACAGUGCCCGUCCGGCCCGCAGGGAUCCCGCCCCUUCCCCCAUCCCAAGCCCGAAGGGCGCAAAGAGGAAGCGCGCCGGCAAAAAGUCCAACGCUUCCGCCGGAGCGCCAUCGCCCGUCUCCCAUGGACAACCGUCGCCGUCCAAAAUGGCCCCGCCAGCCGCCGCCCAUCCCCGCCGCGAAAACUCCAAGGAGCACAUCAUCCGACGAGCAUCCAUGUUCUCCCCGGAGAAAGGCCACGCGCCGCCCAUUUCCAAGAGGUCGCUUCCGAACCGGCCUCCGGGGAAGGUUCUGCCCGAGCGUCGGGCGGCCCAGCGCCCUCGUCUCCCCACGGAGGGGCCCCGUCCGGUCCCCCUCGCCAACCCGAGGGACCGAGACAUUUACCGGCCUUCGAGCCCGGUUGUGUCGGGCAAGGCGGCUGCCCCCCCUCCCCGGAGAGCCCCCCAGGGGUCUUCAAAGAACGCAGCCCGGCAGGGGCUGUCGGGACCCCAGGGUCUGAGGCUGAAGUUCGCCGCCAGAGGGAACAGGGACUCGUUCCUGGAGAAGAGGCGGGAGAAGGCCCUCUCGCCGGGCACUCAAGAGUCCAGGUUGCAAGGUAUGAAUUCUCCAAAUGGCCCCCAAAAAGGCAGCGUUGCCAACCCUUCCCACCGCAUCCACGCGCCUUCCCCCGAGAAGACGUGGGAUUCGAACCCAUCGCGUGGUCUCAACGCGCCUUCCGGUAAGAACGUACGGUCGUCGAAGACUCUCCCGGGUCCCAAUCCGCCGACCCCGGAGAAAGUGUGGUCCUCGAAGGCUUCUUACCGGCACCCCCCGCCUUCCCUGAAGAGUACAAGGCCUACAGCUUCUCGCAGUUUCGAGUCACCUUCGUUUGAGAGCGCAAAGUCGUUGAGACUGUCCCAGAAGCUCCCUGUAGCGUCCCCCGAGAACAGGCGCUCAUCGAGCCCGAUCCGCAGGCGUGGACCGCCUUCCCCCGAUAAUGAGCCGCUUCCAAAAGCUUCCCCCAACCUCAACCCGCCUUCCCCGAAGAGGUCAAAGUCUUCAAGGCCUCCCCUUAGACUUCCACCUUCCCCCGAGGACCGGGAGUCCUCUGAACCUCCCCUUAAGCGCAACCCACGUCUUCCCGGGGACAGGAGAGCUUCGAACCCUUCCCACAACCUCAAGUUUACACCUCCCGGCAAAAGGCGGCCUACAGUCCAUCUUCCGACUUCCCGCGAGAAAGAGCAACUUUCAAACCCGCCUCUCCCCGAGAUCGUCUCCUCGUCCCCUUUGAACAGUUUCAAAAAGUCUUCCCGGGCGAACGGGAGAUCUUCAAACCGUCCCCCUAUUCUUAAACCAACCAACGCGAUUCGAAUCCCAUCCAUUGGUCCAAGUCUACCUGUCCUUGAGGACAGGAGGUCUUCAAAGCUGCCCGAUAGUCUUCAGAAAUCUUCCACUGGGAACAAGAAGUCCAAUAGUUUCAAUCCGUCUUCUGCUGAGAGAGAGUCGCCAAAUCCUUCCCAUUUUUCGACCCCAUCUUCCAUUGCGAUCACAAAGGCUACAAACCCUUUCGUUCGACUCAAACCGUUAUCCGCUGGGCACAGGAGGUCUUCACAGUUACCCCAUGGCCGUCGUCCAGUUUUCACUGGGACUAGAAGGUCUACAAAUCCUCCCCACGUUCUCCACGCAUCAUCCAAGUCUUCAAAGCCAUCCCAAGAUCCGACACCAUCUUCCAUAGGGACCAUGAAGUCUACAGGCCCUUCCCGUGGUCUCAGUCCGUCUUCCACCAGGCCAACGCAUAGUCCUCCAUCUUCCACUGGGAGUCAUCAGUCAUCGGUUGCGCCCCAAAGUCACAACCCACCUCCACCUGGGUCCUCAAACCCUUUGAAAGAUUCCACUGCAAAAGCCCCCCCGAAUACCGAGACUCCGCUACCCUCCGUCAUAAGGAUGUCGGCCGGCUCCAAGGAGAAGCCGUUAAAACUGCCCCACGCCACCCAUCAGCCUCCCCUUUGGAAAGGGAAGUUCUCGAAACUGUUCUACAACCUCGGGGACUCUGCGUCGGUGAGGAAGCGAUUCCACGGCCCCAACCCGUCGCCGCCGGUCAACGGGCUGGAGGCCACGCGCCGCGCCCUCCGCGAGCCCGGCCCCAAGCGGCAAGACCCGGAGACCCCUCAGGCCCCGACCCCGGCCCCCGAGCCGGAAGCCGCGAUGGCGAAGAGGCCUUCCAAUCCUUCGCCCGGCCCGCACCCGGCGAGCACCACCGCCACCGUCCUGCUGGUGGAACACUCGCCCGCGACCAAGACGCCGCGCGUCCACCACGUCCACGCCUUGAAGACCCCCAGGGACAGAACCUCGUUCUUCGGCCUCACCACCUCAACCGCCCCCGUGGUCGAGGUGUUUGUCGAGCCAUCGACCACCGCCACCACCACCAAGAUUCCGCUACUGGAGACGCCGACCACCACCCCUUCCGAAGACAUCGAGAUCAUUCUCCUCCCCACCAGCCCCGCCCCCACCCCCCCGAAGCAAGUCCCGCGCCUCCACCGCCAUUCCAGCACCACGCUGGCCACGGAAGCGCCGGAAGACCAAGACACCUCGGAGGUCACGUUCGUGGAGAUUCCCGAGACCGUGCCGGAGACGACCGAGGCGACUCUGGUCCCUGACCUUUCGCCGGAGACGGUCAGCCCCGCGCCCAGCGCCGCCGCCGGCGCGCCGCCGCCACCGCCGGACGAGGAAGAGGGCCCGGUCACACUCCCGACCAAGAUCGUCCCGCGAGUCCACCACCACAUCCACUCGCUCGUCACCCCGGCCAGUCGCCUCUCCUUCCUCCGCAUCACCACCCCCAAGACCAAGCAAGUCCUUCUCAACUACACCAGGACCUCGACCCUGACCCCGACCGCCACCUCCACCGCGGAGACCCCCACCGCCGGGACCUUCUCCUCCACCAAGAAACCGUCCAGAAAGAAAAACAAGCACAAGGGCAGCAAAAAGUCUUCGCCCGUGACGGCCACUCCGGAGGCCGCGGCCGAAUCGAGCACCAAGAAAUCGGAGCACCACAAGGCGGCCAGCGGCUCCGCCAAGCAAAAGUCCCACCGCAACAAGUCAACGUCCAAUGUGAAGUCCAAGAAGUCAUCCUGGGGCUCCCCCAAUCCCUCUCCGGCCCGCAACAUGGCCGAGAGGUCUUCGACUCCUUCGUCCAGUGACCCGUCCGCACGGCAAUCUUCGAAAGCCACCGCCCCCUCCGAGCGCAGCGCCCCGUCGAGCGAGGGAUCGCCGGCGCCUUCCGUCGCGCCCGCCACACGGCGUCCGCAGUCCCCUCCCAUGAACGAGCUGGUGAUCCAGGCGUCUUUCCCCUCGCAGAGCUCGCCCCUGACCAAGCGGCCAGUGCCGCGCCACCACUCCAGCCGCCCGAGACCCCCCCAGCCGGCCGCCGACCAGCCCAGCCCGACCGCCGCCGCCGCCACCGCCGAGCCCGAAGACGAGGACCUGGAGGAGCUCGAGGAGUUCGACGACCCCGCGCCCUCCGACGGCCCCAAUCAAGGCUUCCCUCAACUCCUCCAGGACGUGGCAGAACCGUCCCCCAUCGGAACCCCGGAGCCCGCCGACGGGGAGGGCGAGGAGCCCGAGUUCCUCCACCGACGCGCCAGGAGGGUGGGGUCGUUCGGCCGGCCCCCGCCGCCCGACCAUCCCGCCGACCCUCGCGGGGAGGCGCAGCGGUUCACCAGAGCGCGGCGGACCCAGACCCAGUGGGUGGCCAACCAGCCAGGCGUCGAGGGGGCCAUCUGA